GACUUGCCCUGUCCCCGCCAGCGACAAGUGCCCGUGGCCGACAUCCCGGGGGACGAACUUUUUCGGGCCCCCGCCCCGCCCAUGCGGUGACCCCCCCCCCGGACCGGUCCUGCCAGGAGCGCCCGCCAGCCCCGAGCCGCGGAGAAAGACCAGGAGGAGGAGAAGCGGACGCCGGAAAAUGGCUCUAACCUUGUUCGAUACAGAUGAGUAUAGACCUCCCGUAUGGAAAUCUUAUUUAUAUCAGUUACAACAGGAGGCCCCCCAUCCACGAAGGAUUACCUGCACAUGUGAGGUAGAAAACAGACCAAAAUAUUAUGGAAGAGAAUUUCAUGGCAUGAUCUCCAGAGAAACGGCUGACCAGCUUUUGAGUGUGGCAGAAGGAAGCUAUCUGAUUCGUGAGAGCCAGCGGCAGCCAGGAACCUACACUCUGGCAUUAAGAUUUGGAAAUCAAACCAGAAACUUCAGGCUCUACCACGAUGGCAAGCACUUUGUUGGGGAGAAACGGUUUGAGUCCAUCCACGAUCUGGUGACUGAUGGAUUGAUUACUCUGUAUAUUGAAACCAAGGCAGCAGAAUAUAUUGCCAAGAUGACGAUAAAUCCAAUUUAUGAACACAUAGGAUACACAACUCUAAACAGAGAGCCAGCAUACAAAAAACAUAUGCCAACCCUGAGAGAUACACAGGAUGAGAGAGAUUCUACAGGAGAGGAUGGGGUGUCAGAGAAAAGGUUGACAUCACUCGUUAGAAGAGCAACUCUGAAAGAAAAUGAGCAAAUUCCAAAGUACGAAAAGGUUCAUAAUUUCAAGGUCCAUACGUUCAGGGGUCCACACUGGUGUGAAUACUGUGCCAACUUUAUGUGGGGUCUCAUUGCUCAGGGAGUGAAAUGUGCAGAUUGUGGUUUAAAUGUCCAUAAACAAUGUUCCAAGAUGGUCCCAAAUGACUGCAAGCCAGACCUAAAGCACGUCAAGAAGGUGUACAGCUGUGAUCUCACAACACUAGUCAAGGCUCAUAUCACUAAGAGGCCAAUGGUGGUAGACAUGUGCAUUAGGGAAAUUGAAUCUAGAGGUCUUAAUUCUGAAGGGCUGUACAGAGUAUCAGGAUUUAGUGACUUGAUUGAAGAUGUAAAAAUGGCAUUUGACAGAGAUGGGGAGAAGGCAGAUAUUUCUGUGAAUAUGUAUGAAGAUAUCAAUAUUAUCACUGGUGCACUUAAACUGUACUUCAGGGACUUACCAAUCCCCCUCAUCACAUAUGAUGCCUACCCAAAAUUUAUAGAUUCUGCAAAGACUAUGGAUCCUGAUGAACAGUUGGAAACCCUUCAUGAAGCUCUGAAGCUGCUGCCUCCUGCACACUGUGAAACCCUCAGAUAUCUCAUGGCACAUUUAAAGAGGGUGACCCUUCAUGAAAAGGAAAAUCUCAUGAAUGCAGAGAACCUUGGGAUAGUUUUUGGACCGACUCUCAUGAGAUCCCCGGAACUAGAUGCGAUGGCAGCACUCAAUGACAUACGGUAUCAGAGACUGGUGGUGGAGAUGCUUAUCAAAAAUGAAGACAUUUUAUUUUGAGUUUUUCAUUUAAAAUAAGAGUCAACAGUGAUGUUCUACAGAUGAAGGAAUGUUUUACAGUAAUUUAAUUGGCUCUUGUAGCUGAAUUAUUUCUUGGUUAGCGCUUUGGGCAUAUACCGGAUAAAAUGAAGGAAGUUUAUGUCGUUUCAGUAGUACCACUCAGCUGACAUUGUAAAGCAAGUAACACAUACUUUCCAGUACUAGUAAUCCUGGGUGUUUUAUCAUGUUAAAGGAAACUCAAGCUAUUGCAUGAUCAGCUCCCUAUUUGGCAAGGUAUCUCUUUACUAAGGAAAACAACAAAACUUAGUGCUGCCUCUUUGUCCUGGAUAGUCUGUGGUUGUAAUUCAGCAUGUUUCUCAACGUAAAUCUAUCGUAACUUUGCUUUCAUGUUCUGUGUCAUUGGUUUCUGAUACAAAAAAAAAAAGCAAAGCAUUUGGUGAAACAGUACCUCUGGCUGUUGCAUUGCUGAAUCCUCCUGUUAUUUUCCUACUUUCCUUGGGUGAUUUCUUUCUGGUUUCUCACUGUUCUUUUGUCCUAUAGUAAUUUGUUUCCGAGCUUCAAAAUGUGUGUUCUGGAUGUUACUUUGAACAGUUAUCCAUGCCAAUAAAAUUUACAACCCUGA
This is a messenger RNA of Tachyglossus aculeatus (Australian echidna), 2180 nucleotides long. It is a transcript of the gene CHN1, whose product is annotated as chimerin 1. The coding region runs from base 179 to 1558 and encodes 459 amino acids. Lineage: Eukaryota; Metazoa; Chordata; Mammalia; Monotremata; Tachyglossidae. The transcript has 13 exons. Gene Ontology annotation, molecular function: GTPase activator activity; ephrin receptor binding. Gene Ontology annotation, biological process: positive regulation of GTPase activity; regulation of small GTPase mediated signal transduction; ephrin receptor signaling pathway. The record is from RefSeq and is a predicted model, not a curated record.